This is a messenger RNA of Lepisosteus oculatus (spotted gar), 5821 nucleotides long. It is a transcript of the gene smurf2, whose product is annotated as SMAD specific E3 ubiquitin protein ligase 2. The record is from RefSeq and is a predicted model, not a curated record. Gene Ontology annotation, cellular component: cytoplasm. Gene Ontology annotation, molecular function: protein binding; ubiquitin protein ligase activity. Gene Ontology annotation, biological process: protein polyubiquitination; proteasome-mediated ubiquitin-dependent protein catabolic process; negative regulation of BMP signaling pathway. NCBI's taxonomy places the organism in Eukaryota, Metazoa, Chordata, Actinopteri, Semionotiformes, Lepisosteidae.
UUUUUUUUUCUUCCCAGCGUCUUGCGCGGACGCGCACACACUCCAUUUCCACUCUCACUCCAAAACCGAUCCCGGUGGGAAAGAGUGCAGAGUGCCGCCGACGUCCUAGUGCGUCCGUCUUUCCCGGAGAUGUAGGAAGAGAAAAGUGCGCUCGAACGUGGCUCGCCCUUUUUAUUAUUAUUAUUAUUAUUAUUAUUAUUGCUGCUGCUUUUAUUCUGCAAACAGGACGCGGCGGCAUUGGGGGGGUGAACCUGUGUCUUUCGGGGGAGGCAGGGAACAUUUCGCGAGGACGCCGCGCGCGAGAGGGGGUGCAUUCCUGUCCGCGUGAGAGUGGGGGGCGCGCGUGUCGGCGCUGGUGAAAUAAUGGUAGCGCGACGCACAUCCGGGCCACCGGGCCGUGACUCCAUUAUUCAGCCACUGUGAAGCUGGCGAGCAAGAGAGGAGAGGAGGAGGGAGGUUGGAGGGGGGUGGCGGAGGGGAGGAAAAAAAAAAGAGAGAUACUUUGUAAAUAUUUUCUAGCGUCGCAACUCAAGCUGGAAAGCGGCGAAGGACAUGUCUAACCAGGGGGUGAGGAGGAACGGCCCCGUGAAACUGCGUUUGACAGUUUUGUGUGCAAAAAACCUGGUGAAGAAAGACUUCUUUCGACUUCCCGACCCGUUUGCGAAGGUGGUGGUGGACGGCUCGGGACAAUGCCACUCCACGGAUACGGUGAGGAACACCCUCGACCCCAAGUGGAACCAACACUAUGACCUGUACAUCGGGAAGUCCGACUCCAUAACGAUAAGCGUGUGGAACCACAAGAAGAUCCACAAGAAGCAGGGCGCGGGGUUCCUGGGCUGCGUGCGCCUCCUGUCGAACGUCAUCAACAGGCUCAAGGACACUGGCUAUCAGAGACUAGACCUCAACAAGCUUGGCCCUAAUGACAACGAUACUGUGAGGGGGCAGAUAGUGGUGAGUCUGCAGUCCAGGGAUCGGAUAGGCACAGGCGGGCCUGUGGUGGACUGCAGCCGCUUGUUCGACAACGACUUACCCGAUGGCUGGGAGGAGCGCCGGACGGCCUCGGGCCGCAUCCAGUACCUCAAUCACAUCACGCGCACCACGCAAUGGGAGCGACCCACACGGCCGGCUUCUGAGUACUCCAGCCCCGGGAGACCCCUGAGCUGCCUGGUGGACGAAAACACGCCCAUCGUGGGCACGAACGGCGCCACGUCCGGACAGGGCACGGACCCCCGGGCGCAGGAGCGGCGAGUCCGGUCGCAGAGGCACAGGAACUACAUGAGCAGGACACAUCUGCACACGCCCCCCGACUUGCCCGAGGGCUAUGAGCAGCGAACGACGCAGCAGGGGCAGGUGUACUUCCUCCAUACGCAGACAGGGGUCAGCACUUGGCACGACCCCAGGGUUCCCAGGGACCUGAGCAACGUGAACUGCGAGGAGCUGGGCCCGCUGCCGCCGGGCUGGGAGAUCCGCAACACCGCCACGGGCCGCGUCUACUUCGUGGACCACAACAACCGCACCACGCAGUUCACCGACCCGCGGCUCUCCGCCAACCUGCACCUGGUCCUGAACAAUCCGAAACCCAACGGUUCCCGUGUCAGCAUGGAGAGCCAGAACAGUAACCUCAGCCGCCAGAACCAGCUGAAGGAGCAGCACCAGCCCCCCCAGGUGCUGGUGUCCCCCAGCCAGCUGCCAGAGGAGCCCGAGUGCCUGACGGUGCCCAAGUACAAGCGUGACCUGGUGCAGAAGCUGAAGAUCCUCCGCCAGGAGCUGUCCCAGCAGCAGCCCCAAGCUGGCCACUGCAGGGUCGAGGUGUCGCGCGAGGAGAUCUUCGAGGAGUCUUACAGGCAGGUGAUGAAGAUGAGGCCGAAAGACCUGUGGAAGAGGUUAAUGGUGAAGUUCCGAGGGGAGGAGGGCCUGGACUAUGGAGGAGUAGCCAGGGAAUGGCUAUACCUGCUGUCCCACGAGAUGCUGAACCCUUAUUAUGGGCUGUUCCAGUACUCCCGCGACGACAUCUACACCCUGCAGAUCAACCCCGACUCGGCUGUCAACCCGGAGCACCUGUCGUACUUCCACUUCGUGGGCCGGAUCAUGGGCAUGGCGGUGUUUCACGGGCACUACAUCGACGGCGGCUUCACGCUGCCCUUCUACAAGCAGCUGCUGGGCAAGCCCAUCACGCUGGACGACAUGGAGUCCGUGGACCCCGACCUGCACAACAGCCUGGUGUGGAUCCUAGACAAUGACAUCACCGGCGUUCUGGACCACACCUUCUGCGUGGAGCACAAUGCCUACGGGGAGAUCAUUCAGCACGAGCUGAAGCCCAGCGGGAAGAGUAUCCCUGUUACUGAGGAGAGCAAGAAGGAGUAUGUCAGGCUGUAUGUGAACUGGCGGUUUCUGCGCGGGAUCGAGGCCCAGUUCCUCGCCCUGCAGAAGGGCUUCAACGAGGUGAUCCCCCAGCACCUGCUCAAGUCCUUCGACGAGAAGGAGCUGGAGCUCAUCAUCUGUGGCCUGGGCAAGAUCGACAUCGCCGACUGGAAGUCGAACACGCGGCUGAAGCACUGCACGCCGGACAGCAACGUGGUCAAGUGGUUCUGGAAGGCGGUGGAGAGCUACGACGAGGAGCGGCGGGCGCGGCUGCUGCAGUUCGUCACCGGCUCCUCCAGGGUGCCUCUGCAGGGCUUCAAGGCCCUACAAGGCGCGGCUGGGCCCCGGCUCUUCACCAUCCACCAGAUCGACGCCAGCACCAACAACCUGCCCAAAGCCCACACCUGCUUCAACCGCAUCGACAUUCCUCCGUACGAGACCUCGGAGAAGCUUUACGAGAAGCUGCUGACGGCCAUCGAGGAGACGUGUGGCUUCGCCGUGGAGUGAGGGGGCCCCCCCCGCCCCGGGACGCCGCCUGUGACCCACCCGCCUGCGGCUGGGCAUGCUCAGCCCGCGCCCUCCCUCGUGGGCACCCAAGCCCGGCGCCGCUCGCCCUCUGCACCACCCUGGAGGCACCUUGUGUGGCGGAGGAGUCGCGUGGCCUGGAAACGCCCCUUUCCGCCCAAAAAAAGACGAGAAAAAAAAACACAGUCCCCUGGCCUCGGCCACAGGACGCUCUUUCAGCUGCUAGAACUAAGACGUUAACUAUCUGGAGCGUGCAGAAUGCUGGCUGUUUUGUUUUUUUUUUGUUCGUGACCCUGACAGUUAAGACAGUGUUCUACAUAGUAUUUCCUCACUUACAGAAACAGACUACUACUGUUUAUUUUAGUUAGCCAUUUAGUUGUUUUUUUUUCCAUUUUUUUUUUUGUUCCUCAUGUUUUUCCUUCCACACAAACGCAAACACGGCACCAGGUUAAGAGGAGGGAUCUGAGGCAGGCAGGGAGCCUCGUCGCCAUGGAGAUCUCUUCGUGUUCUUUGUCCUGUUGCUUGGAAACCCAGGACUGCAUGUACAUCGCUGUGCUGCACAGACUCUUGGGCAUCUGUGAAGACUGGACCAUUGGCCAGCAUUCAGUUUCGGGCCCUGCCUGGAGACGGGUCCACACUGAAAGUUAGUGCUUCCGGCUGGAGAAGAGCCCCCUCUUACAGGGUCUCCGGUAUCUUUUUCCAUCAUAAGCCAUUCAGGGGCUAACAGGCUUUGCAGAUCGACCUGGCUGAAAGCAUUGGGUUCUUUUUCAAAGACAGACAUCUAAAUAUGUUUCUCUUGUAAACCAGUGUAAAAAAAAAAAAACAAUCUGUCGGCUGCCUCUGUUAAAUACGUUGAAUCGUGUUAUUUUUAUAUUGAAGGGAAAUAAAAAAAACUAACAAACUAAACAUUAUUCCAGGAAGAUAAAAGCAAAGCAUCCUAGUCAUCCUAGAAUGUCCUUAUUAAUUGUUAAAAGUAUUGAUGUUUAAAUUAUAGACUGUGUGUGAAACAAACCUAAGCUUGAAUGAAGUUCAUGGACUUGUGGGGGGAAAAAGGAAGUAGGGAGAGGGUUCCAAGAGGAAAUCAUGCUUAAAACAAUGAAAUAUUUACCUUGAAUAAAGUCCUCGUUCAUCAUUUGAAGUCGUAUUUUUAAAUUGGUCUAUAAAUUGAAUUGCAAUCUUAGGAGCAAAUCUGGUGCCACUGGUGUUUUUGAAAAUGUGAAUGCUCUGCCUAAAGAAACUUGUAUUUAAGGUAAAAUUAUUCCAUGUUUUAAAUACGAGCUCACCUUUUGAAAAAAAAAGCAGGAAUCAUCCUUGCAACUUUAGAGCACUUUAAGAUGUGUGUGUAGGGGGGGGUGUGAGGAGAUGGUUCUGUCAUGGUUUAAAAAUGAAUACCCUAGUGUACUCCCCUGUAUAAUUUAAAUAUAUACACUUGCAGAAGGAAUUAUUGCAAUUCUGUAUCUGGAACAAAUACAGCGUUUGAGUAACUUCUGGUCAACUUCCCUCCUAUGUUUAUUGAACACUCCUUCAUUGUAGCAAGUGCCAAUUACAAGAUUCUCACGCGUGAACUGCAGGCCAAUGUUACAACCUCAUGACAGUCACUAGUUUAUUCACUGCAGGUCCAUGAGCACUUUCUAGGAUGAAUGACUGUUUAUUACACUUCUAAAGCAUAUAGUGCUGUUUCAGGUGCACAAUGAAAAUAGUUUGCACUGCAACUGUAUAGGAAUACACCUGUAACUUAGAGUUGUCUCAAUUUAUAUUUUGUAUAUGCUGGCUCUUUGUACCCUUUAAAAAAGCUACAUGUAUCCCAGACCUCAGCUUGCUCUGUGUUUCUCAGGUGAUGCCAUCUUUAAAAAAAAAUGGCAAGCCACUGGGCAAAAAAAAGAAAGAAAAGGCCUCACUCACUGCCACCUUUCUUCCUCACCCUACCUGCUGAGAAACUGCCAUUCACAAAUCUAGGCUGUUAAACCGUGCCCCCCACCAGACUAUCAGUCCUGUCCAAGUGAUGGGCUUCCUCUGUUGUCUCCCUGCUGGCUAUCCCACAUUCCUCACCUUCACCACCAGCUUAAUUUCCCCACUUUUGCUAAAACCUUUAUAGCUGCCUGUCCAUAGCAAUCUAAUUAUGACCAUGGACUGUUCUUAACUUGCAUACACUCAAAUGUAUUUUUCACCUUUUUUUUUAAGUAACUGCAAAACAAAUUGUUCAGCUGCUGGGUGAAGAACAAUAUCCCAGGAUGGUGCUUUUGUAUAGUACAGUUCAUAUUCAAGGAUCACAGAACCUUUAAUUUAUCCUUAACUUAAAGGACAAACAUUUUGCACAGUUGCAGACUUAAGUUGCUUAACUGAAUGGGCAACUUUAAUCUAUUUACCAAAUAGUUUAUGGACUAAUUUGACAUCUAUUUUUGCCACAUGUCCAGUACAUGCAUACUGUUCCCCUGUUCCUUCCAGAGACUUUUUUUUUUGAUACGUCAGCAAGUUGGUGCAGUCUCAAGGAAAUGCGUGUCCAUCCACGCGUCCGUUAACUCAUCUAUUGGAGGAGCCUGUGGGGAUACAGCCUAUUGCUUUGUUGCAGGCUCUGUUCUUCAACUUGCAAACUCUUCUCCUAACUGACCAGUGCAAUGUGUUGUAUGUAACAGUUUAUCUUUUUUUUGUUUUAAUAGAGUAUUGUUUUGUGUAAUUAGUUUAACUUACCUAUUACUUUCCUCUAGCAUUUAAGCCACAGUGUUUUUAGUUUUACCAUUUCCAUUCAGUUUGUAUUUAUUACAGUGUGUAUAGCAUUGAUGCCUGCUGUACCUUUUCACCCCACCUGUUAACGCUUUAACAAUAACACCUGUAUGAAAACCAAUAUUAAAAAAAAAAUCUUAACUUUCUUGUAUCCAUGCAGAAGAUGAGCAAUAAACUGUAUGCUGUUUGCACCCUCACAGCAUAAUGUUUAAUA